AUGUUGCAGAUCCGGUUGGUGGUUGAGGAAGGUCUGAACCAACUGCCAUAUACAGAAUGCACCGUCACAACUCCUACGGGAUACAAGUAUGAGGGAGUAAAAUUUGAAAAAGGAAACUGUGGCGUGAGCAUUAUGAGGAGUGGUGAAGCCAUGGAACAGGGCCUGAGGGACUGCUGCCGCUCUAUCCGCAUUGGAAAAAUUUUAAUCCAAAGUGAUGAAGAAACACAACGUGCCAAAGUCUAUUAUGCAAAGUUUCCGCCAGACAUUUAUCGGAGGAAGGUUUUGUUAAUGUACCCUAUACUAAGCACUGGCAAUACGGUUAUUGAAGCAGUUAAAGUUCUGAUUGAACAUGGAGUCCAACCUAGCUGUAUUAUACUUCUCAGUCUCUUCUCCACCCCACAUGGUGCAAUGUCCAUCAUUCAAGAAUUUCCUGACAUAACCAUUUUAACCACUGAAGUCCACCCAGUGGCCCCUACACACUUUGGACAAAAGUAUUUUGGGACAGACUGA
Messenger RNA from Staurois parvus, 510 nucleotides. Lineage: Eukaryota; Metazoa; Chordata; Amphibia; Anura; Ranidae. The record is from the annotation of a GenBank genome assembly.